GCUGCUCAAAUCAGUAUCGCUUCAUUAUUUCUCGGAUCGCCUGCUCCUCAAGAUCUGACUAGUUCUAGGUACCAACAAAGACGUCCACAAGUGAGUGUUUCACCGAUUGCGUAUGUACACUGGUGUGAGGGUUUAAGAAAACACAGUGGAAAGCGAUGCCAGCGAGCAACGGUGGUGCCGAUCCAGCGUCUGUCUAUGCAGCUAAGAUAGGCGUCCACAUCAAAUACCAAGGCGAGCGCAGAUUCGAGGAGUGCAAUGCGGGCAAGCUAGUGCCAGACAUAGCAUCCGUCAAUCACCUCCUUCUCUCAGCGGGCGUUCUAAUUGACGCCCGAACGCAUGUCAGUUAUUUGACCGAACCCGGCCAUACGCAGUGUCAACAAUGCCAGGAGAAUGCAGAGUUCCAGUGGAGGUUCCAGUUGAUAACUGAGAACUCGGAGGUUUCAGGUAGCCUAGACAGGCGUCCACAUUCCUGUUCUGGAGGAAGAGUCAUAAGCAGGGAAUGGCUUCAUUCGGGGAAUUACUAUACGACAGAAUCCACUUUGGCACCGGCCAGCGCUGCUUAGGGUAUGUCUGUUGACCUACGGUCCCACUCGAUCUCUACACGGCUUGAACCGUAUUGUCCAAUCACACCCUCGGGCUCUUGGCUACGCUUCCUGAUUCAUUGCGUUGCUGCACCACAUUCUCAUCCUGCCCAUCCGCAUCUGUACACAGGGCUGUUUUCUCUUUCGGACCGAUGGCGAUUGCCCAAGUGGACGCUCAGGCUCGAUGUACAACAACAGUUGUUUCUUCUGCUUUAUACCGACUGAACCUGAGCUUUCCUCUCUUUCUCGCUUCAUUUGUUCUCGAUCGUUUCUUGGGUCUGACUUUAACGCCCUUGAAGCCGGGAUUGAGCCUAACCCCACUCCCAUUUGGUAUCGGAGAAAGCAGUUAAUACAUGGUC
Molecule: messenger RNA, 940 nt
Organism: Cantharellus anzutake
Lineage: Eukaryota; Fungi; Basidiomycota; Agaricomycetes; Cantharellales; Hydnaceae
Exons: 6
Coding region: 156-563 (135 amino acids)
Source: RefSeq, a predicted model, not a curated record